Molecule: messenger RNA, 4858 nt
Organism: Lineus longissimus
Lineage: Eukaryota; Metazoa; Nemertea; Pilidiophora; Heteronemertea; Lineidae
Product: endonuclease/exonuclease/phosphatase family domain-containing protein 1-like
Exons: 8
Coding region: 258-2063 (601 amino acids)
Biological process (GO): DNA repair
Cellular component (GO): plasma membrane
Molecular function (GO): DNA binding; catalytic activity
Source: RefSeq, a predicted model, not a curated record
GAAUUCAACAAGUUUGUACUGUGUUGUGCUCACUCAUCUUCUUUUCCAUAAGUCUUCAUAUUCGACAUCAAGGAUUGGAGAUUUCGUGGAAAAUUUGCAUUAAGACCAGCCCUAUUACGAUAUGGUCUGAAUUUCAUUCCUCUGGAUACUUUGAAUUGAUAGUUUGACAGAGUAGGAGGAAAGAUGUGUACCUAUGUGAAAUGAAGUCCUUUGGUUCCAAACUGUUUCGUCUGGUGUGAACAAUCUAAGCCAUCAGAAUGGGAGGGGUGAAUAGCAUGUGUAUCCCACGCAAUAACCCGAGUUACUGCCAUGAAAAUCACAUGACCCCACGCAAGAUUAAGGGACACAAACGGAACCUUAGUGCGACAUUUAAUAUGGUCACAGAUGCGGACUCGGUUGAUACUGUCGUUGAUUUGCUGAAUAUCAACCUUGCCUCUGAAGAAGAGUUGAUGACCUUGCCGGGAAUAAAUCGCAAUGUUGCAAAGGAAAUUGUGGCGUACCGCAAACAAAUUGACGGGUUUAAAAAAGUGGAGGAUUUGGCGUUGGUGUCUGGUGUCGGUGCCGCAAAAUUAGGAGUCAUACGACAAGAGAUUUGCGUGAAACGGAACCAAGGUUCGCUGAGCACAACACCUUCGAGUAGCCAUCUUGAUCUUCCAGCCAAUCAAAGUGAAAGGUUGUUUGUGAAUAACCGUCUAAAACCAAGUAAUACUUCAGUGCGUCCGAAACCUUCGAUAAACGAUUCAAACAUCUUCCAGUUGAUGAAGGUAAAAGGAUUGAACCAGGUGUUGGCGGAGAAUAUUGUGUCAUAUCGUGACAAAAAAGGCCGGUUUCGCGGCAUGGAUGAUUUAGUAAAGGUCAAGGGCAUUCAUCCCGCUUUACUUGCUGCAUUUAGACAUCGUGUCCUGUUGAACGCUGAAAAGCCCCCUCCGCGCGGGAACGGAUUCCUGCUACAACAAAGCGCUGGGCCGGGUGUCGAAUCCGACCGCAGCAGCGAUAGCAAAUCAUUGAAAAGUACAGAGACUACGUCCUUAUUGGGUGGGAUGAACCUUUCUGCCUCGCAAGUAGAUAUUCUCUCUCAGUUUGAACCGUUGAAAACAAAACAUGUUCGUCCUGUCUGCAAGUCAUUUAACUUUCGGAGGGAUGAUAUCAGUGCAUUUCGUGUUGGGUCUUGGAACGUUGAGAGAUUCAAUUUGGCCAAGGCAUGCAAUCCUGGCUGUUUGGAAGUAGUGUGUAUGACGGUGCUUGAAAAUGGGUUGAGUUUAGUUGCAUUUCAAGAAUUAGCGGACAAAGAAGCUUUAGAAAAGGUUUGUGCCGAAUUGAAUCAUCCCAGUCUUCCAAAGAUGAAGAGGUGGUCGGGACAUCGAGGUUCAUGGAAGUGUGCGGUGUCUGACGCUACAGGAAGGAUGUACCAGGGCAAUGAAUACAAUGGCUUCCUCUACGACACCAGCAAUGGCUUGGAGCUCUUCAGUGCUGAACUCAUCCAAAAAGCUUCCAGUAAGAGUGAGAGGUACUUCGUGCGGCGGCCGUACAUGGGGUUCUUUAAGAUUGAUAAUUUCGAUUUUGUGCUAGCCAGCGUUCACCUCAAGGCUUCUGGUCAGAGGAGCGAGCACAUGGAUGACCUGCAGAAGGAGAUCCUGGCGAUACCCUCGUUAGUUGAGGCAGUACAGGAUCACAUCAUCAGCGAGAAGGAUAUCAUAUUGGUGGGGGAUUUCAAUUUGGAGUCUCAAUCGGAAGAUUUCAAUGAUCUCCGAGAUGCUGGUUAUGUCAAUGUGCUAGACGAUGAGAAUACGAAUAUCAGCGAGGUGAACCUCAAGGGCAAUAGGCAAUAUGACCAUAUCUGGGUCAACAAGCAGACUAGGAGGGUGUACACCAAAAACAGCCAUGUCGUCCGAGAAGGCCUCUCGCAUCCGUUCAUCCCCGAUGGCCGCUGGGGCUGGGGUGGCCUCGUGAGCGACCAUUGUCCAAUCUGGGCCGAGUUCUACACCAAUAAGGACUAUGAUCGGAAAAAUUACGACAUAGACUUGAACAAUAUCCUGCUAAAACCGAGUGAGAGCAGUUUAUGACUAGCAAAGCAGCGAGGAAGAACGCUGGAAACUUCCUCGACAGAUUCUUUGCCCAGGUUUACCAGAACUGUAAUAGGAACGUAAUAGGCUUGUCAAAGUCUAAAUAGCGCUCUGCACGCAAGUGAAAAAUAGUCCAGAAAAUACGUUAUGACUGCGAAAAUGGCGUGGAGACUACGACAAGGGUCCUGUCUCUGCCGCACCGUGCAUAAUUUUAUCUGAGAUCCAAGUAACCAGUGACUGUUACUUCAUGAGUGUGGAUCGCUAUUGUCAGGGUUUAGAUAUUUUGGCAAGGACAUUGUGGACUCAAAGGACAUGUUUUUAUUAGGAUUUCAGAAAUUCUUCAGUUAACAGCAUUUUGACAUCUGAUUUUGAUCCAAUCUUUGAUUUGAUUUUGAUGUCUCUGUCCAACACGUACAGAGGAUAAUUGCUAAUUUUCGCCCAAUCAGUUUUGUUGCCAUUUUAUACAAAUAAUGCAUGUUUUGUUUAUUUUGAGAGCAAUAUGUCUAACAUUGUGAUAAUGUUUACAAUUAUUUCAAAAUGCUCAAUUUUCAAAAGGAUAUGGUCAAUUUUCUAUUCGUUUGUUUCAUAGUUUGACUUUCUGUAAAAGUUGUGUACAGAUAUGUAAUUUAAGACGCGGUAAUUCAUUGUGGAUUUGAUAGAAGAAGUGAAUCACAUUACCAAGAAAACAAAGAGUAAUCUUUAUUUAUUCUUGGCAUUAUGAAUAAGCCUCAGUUUCAUGUACAUGUGCUCUAUUGAUUAUAUGCCUGCAUCCUUUUCUUCCGUUGCAACUUUCCAAUACAUGUACUUGGAAGAGUUUUCAGAUCUUUUUUCUUAUAUCUCUCGGGUAUUUCGCUAUUUCAAUUAGAUUAUUACACUUUUCAGUCCACAAGUUGUAGCUUAAUGAUGAUCAAGUUGCAUCAAAGGUAUCGUCUCAUUGUUUGGUAACAGGGACGCCCACAAGUUUUUCUUGAGCAGAUUCUUUCCUUAAGCUGAUGAAGGUUUUUUACUCCAAGAGCAAGAAUCUGCCUUAGAAGGAUUUGAUGGCCGCCUUUUAAACUGAUUCAGAAGUAUCAGCGAGCAACAGGAGGUAUCAAAUCACCCCUGUGUGUUAAAGUUUCUUGGUUGGUUGCGUGUGAAAGCUUGACCAAAAUCAAAGAAAAUUAUCUAUGCAGCCUGCUCUAGAAGAUAGGCGUGUAUGUAUCUGGCAUAAUAUCCUUAACAAUUGUAUCAUGCUAAGAUUUAAGAAGUAGAAAUCUUCCAAUGAAGGUACUUAUUUCUUUCCAGGUGCUUCUCCUGAUUAAGUCGUGUAGAUUCAGGGGCUUCCAAGCAUUUCUACAAACUAAACAUUUGCAACUUCUGCUGCAAAUUGGAGCUAUUUCAAUUGGUAUUAUUAGUGCAAUUGUGUAAAGUGUGUUUCUGAAGGUUCUUCUUUGUAAAUGCCUCGUGUUUUUUUGCGUACAUUUUAAGUAAGUUGCAAGUUUUGUAAUUGAUGUGUACAUAAUCUUUAAAGGGAAGCUAUGGGCAGAAUCCAGGUAGGCCAGAUUAGGUUAUACCAUGUUGCCAAUAGGGGUCCCUCCGGUCUCAUACUAUAUCAAAAGUGUUCAGGCCUGUACAUGUUAUAUGAGGAAUAUCAAUAUCAAAGAAUCAAACAGAUUACCAAUUCCCCAACUGUGCAAGCUAGACACAUGAAGACAACCAGCUUGACCUCCAGUUCCCAAACUGUGCAAGCAAGACGCAUGAAGACAACCAGCUUGACCUCCAGUUACCAAACUGUGCAGGCAAGACGCAUGAAGACUACCAGCUUGACCUCCAGUUCCCAAACUGUGCAGGCAAGACACAUGAAGACCACCAGCUUGACCUCAAGUUCCCCUUUGAAAUGGUGUAUUUCGUUCAAUACUCCAAUUCUGUCCAGUUCAAGUGAUAAUUAUCAAUCUAAUUGAUUGACUAUGCAAAUAAUUCUGUCCGAUUUCCACCAAGUGUCUUCUAAUCUCAGGCUUCUCUCAAUAUUUUUCGAUCAAAAACAUAUUUUUGAUUAGUGUUAGUGUGCUGGGCUUGUUUAUCUUAUUCUAUUAGUUCUUUGUUCCCAAUGAGGGCUUCGUCACUAGUUUGGGAGUAUCGGCAAAAUAACCUACCUUAUUUGAAAGGAACCACAAUAGAUUGGUUCGGUACUGAAAUGUAAAUUAUGGACUGUUAAUCUCGGCUUCUGUGAAUUCAAGUUAAUACUCUGUAAAAAAAUGUAAAUGCAAAACCUCGCAUGUAAUCUUGUAAAUUUAUCUAUCUUUCAUACUCUGUAAAAAGUUAGAGUGCAUAAUGUUAAUGAACUGGAAUAUUUUUCAUUUGUAUGUUACAUGUAUCAACAGUUGUUGAUACCAUGUAGUUAUGUAAAUGUAAGUAGGAUUAUAACAUAUUUCAUAAUGUAUUUAUGGUGAAUUGCCUUGAAACUCACACGAUUAUAGGAACCUGUUUAUAAAUUUGAGUCGAGGUCAUUAGUUUUAAGAUGUUAGAAAUAUGCAUGUCACCCAUCUUUCGAAGUAGGUUACUUCAAUCAGUUUUAUCAAAUCGGCAGACUUCAUUGGUUCAUUUCAAUUCAAGUUGAUUGCUAAAGGUACAAUGACUCUGUAUGUCGAUGUACAGGGUCAAGUGUCUCCUUGGGUUGGAGUUCAGUAUGUAUUUUUCACUGUAAAUUUUACACAUUUGAUUUUGGAGCGUUUAGGCAAAAAGCAAUAUGUACAAUUAUACCACUGUUUCAUGCUGUUAUCUAAUAUCAUUGUAAAUUAAAAUAUGGUGCUUUAUAA